AUGUUAGUCUCCCUGCUGGGGAUUCUGGAAAUGGUGUUUGCGGGCGGGCCCGAGGUCGGUGGGGAGGAGGACCUCACGAGGCAUGUUAAUGUUUUUCAAGGCACGACGAAGGGGGGCAACAGGUUCCCGGGCGUAGUCGCGGCGCCGUUUGCGAUGGUCAAGCUUGGGCCGGAUGUAAUGAAUGGGCGGCACGAUGCGUAUAGUGGGUACUUGCCUGAGGGGAGGGUUUGGGGGUUCUCGAUGAUGCAUGAGUCUGGGACGGGCGGGGCGCCGAAAUACGGUGUCGUAUCGCAGAUGCCAGUCGUGGGAGACAUCGCCAAUCCACUGCUCGACCUCUCACAAGACCGCGCAGUUCCAGACGAAGCAGAAAUAGGGUACUAUAAAUCGUCACUGGCCAAUGGAGUCGCUGUCGAGCUGUCAGCCACGCAACAUGCUGGAUUGUAUCGUUACACGUUUUCGAAGACCAACACCUCACUGUUUGGAAAUAGCAGUAGUAGCAACAUGCAUUCGAUUGUGGUGGAUGUGUCGCACGUUCUUCCAAGCUUCCGCAGGUUCGGAUGGGAACAACACUACUCGGGAGGUGAAUUCGAGUAUGACGCUACGGAUGGCCAUUACCAAGGAUUCGGGACGUAUAAUAAUGGAUGGAAUCUCUCGCCUGACUGGAACAUCUAUUUCUGUGGACGGUUUAGUAAAGAGCCGGAGAGCUGGAAGAUAUUUAAAGGGACUAAUAGUUCUGGGGAGACAUUAGCCGAGUACGGAUCCAACGAGAAGGUCUCUGGUACGCAGCGUCUUGGAGGAGUUUUCACCUUCAAAGAGAGGGAGCUGAGGUCUCGUGUGGGGAUAUCAUUUCUGUCGACUGAACAGGCGUGUGAGAAUCUUGAUCGGGAGAUUAGCACAGAAACGACAAUAGAAGAGUUGGCGAGCACAGCGAAGUCAACCUGGAAUGCGGAGGUGCUGAACAAGAUUCAGGUGGAAGGGGCCACGGAGGCGGAUACCAAGUUGCUAUACAGUUCACUACUAGGCAUGUUCUUGAUUCCGUCAAAUAGGACGGGGGAGAAUGCCGCGUGGGAUGGUACAGAGCCGUACUAUGAUGAUGUUUUCACGCUGUGGGAUACGCAUCGAUGUCAAACAUCACUUUUCCAUAUCGUGAACCCGACAGCAUACGAAGAAUUCAUCAGAUCACUCAUCGACAUCUGGCGCCACGAUGGCUUCAUGCCAGACGCCCGAUCUUCCAACUUCAACGGACGCGUUCAGGUCGGCUCGAAUGCUGACAAUGUACUCGCGGACGCAUAUGUGAAGAAUGUCCGAGGCGCCGUGAACUGGCACAACGGCUUUCUGGCGAUGCAGACUGACGCUGAAAUCGCACCACCGCCGAACAACGACCCCAUGGCACCAGAUUCAUCCACGAAGGAAGGCCGUGGCGCGCUUCCCGACUGGCUGAAGUACGGCUACAUCACACCCGCAUACACACGCAGCGUGUCCCGUGCAAUCGAAUACUCCAACAACGACUUCGGCCUCUACCAGAUGGCGCAGGGGCUGGGCUACGACGACGAUGCAGCGAAGUACCUCAACCGCUCGCGCAACUGGCGCAAUCAUUGGAACCCACGUGCCGAGUCGAAUAAUCACACUGGAUUCAUGGUCCCACGUCUCGCAAAUGGCUCCUUCGUUGAUCAAGAUCCUUUAUCGUGUGGAGGAUGCUACUGGGGCGAUGCCUACUAUGAAGAUAAUCCUUGGAUCUAUAGCCUCAACGCCUUACACGACAUUGCACGCUUGAAGGCUCUUUCUGGGGGUGAUGAGAAGUUCGUUGACCGCGUGGAUAAGCUGUUCGAUCUAAAUAUCUUCAAUGCGGGGAACGAGCCCGGCUUCACAUCGCCAUUCCUAUACAAUUUCGUUCCGGGGAUGCAGUGGAAGAGUGUAGAGAGGUCUAGGAGGGAGAUUGGGAGGUUGUAUAGUGCGGAGCCUGGGGGUCUUCCGGGGAAUAGCGAUGGCGGGGCCAUGGAGAGUAACAUCAUUUGGCAGAUGAUAGGUCUAUGGCCUCUGACAGGCCAAACCACAUUCCUCAUUCUCUCCCCAUGGUUCCCUCGCAUGACCAUCGACCUGGGCACCGGAAAGACAUUGACGAUCACGACGACGGGAGGCGACAAGGAUACGGCAUUCUACGUGCAGAGCUUGAAGGUCAAUGGAGAGGAAUGGAACCAAUCGUGGGUAUCUUGGCAGGAUGUGUUUGAGGAUGGGGGAAAGAUGGAGUACGUGCUUGGUGCGGAGCCGAGGGCUUGGGGAAGCGAAGUGCCACCGAGUCCAGCGUCUGGUGAUGGUUGA
Messenger RNA from Aaosphaeria arxii CBS 175.79, 2319 nucleotides. RefSeq names its product glycoside hydrolase family 92 protein. Gene Ontology annotation, biological process: protein deglycosylation; carbohydrate metabolic process; glycoprotein catabolic process. Bases 1 to 2319 code for a protein of 772 amino acids. The record is from RefSeq and is a predicted model, not a curated record. Gene Ontology annotation, molecular function: peptide-N4-(N-acetyl-beta-glucosaminyl)asparagine amidase activity; carbohydrate binding. The transcript has 5 exons. Gene Ontology annotation, cellular component: nucleus; cytosol. NCBI's taxonomy places the organism in Eukaryota, Fungi, Ascomycota, Dothideomycetes, Pleosporales.